Messenger RNA from Clonostachys rhizophaga, 1326 nucleotides. NCBI's taxonomy places the organism in Eukaryota, Fungi, Ascomycota, Sordariomycetes, Hypocreales, Bionectriaceae. The record is from the annotation of a GenBank genome assembly.
AUGCCUGAAUGGCUCUCGUCCAGACGCUGGUCUCUACGGACACGCAGUGAGAAAAGCUCUCGCACGCCCAUUGAGAAAAAGACUGGUGAUAUCACGACUGCUCCCGCACCAGCCAAAGUCCAGCCGGAAAUCCAGAUCCCCGACACACAAGCCGCAGUUCUUCUACACGCACCGAAACAGCCAUACCAACUAACCAGCGAUCAUCCCGUGCCAGAGCUUCUUCAUGAGCAUGAGAUUCUGGUGCGCACGCGGGCGAUUGGCCUGAACCCAAUUGAUUGGAAAUCACCAGACUUCAAUUUCGGUAUCCCAGUGCUACCGUUUCUCUCUGGCCGAGAGCUUGCCGGAGAUGUAGUACGUGCAAACUCAAAGGCCGGCUUCGACGUUGGUGAUCGUGUCGUCGCCAUCUCAACCGACUAUCGGGACCAGCGCAAAGGCGCCUACCAAGAAUACGUUGUCGCCCCCGACUAUAAUGUUGUCCAACUACCUUCCCACAUCUCAUACGAAGAGGGUUCAACGGUUGGUGUAGCGUUUGUCGCCGCCGCCCUCGGUCUUGGUGUAUCAAUGGGUGUGGAUUUCUCACAGGUCGCUGGCGGUCCAGACUUAUUCACGCUCCUCAGAGAUAUUGACGAGUCGAGAAUACCGUCAGACGUAAGAGCAGAGAGUCUGGCCGGUAUCCGCAACAAGGAACGCCCGAAGAAGGGUGACUGGCUUGCAGUUUGGGGAGGUUCUUCCACCUCAGCACAUCUAACGAUCCAAUUGGCAAAGCUCGCGGGACUCAGAGUCGUGGUAAUGGUUGAUAAAGCCAAGCACGGCCUGCGCAUUUCCAAUCACCAAUCUAUCCGACCUGACUUACUAGUAGACAGCCAUGACCCGGAGAGAGCCAUCAGCAUCAUCAAGGCCAACACCAAGGGCAACCUGCGGUUUGGUCUUGAUACACGAGGAAAGGAAACGGCAGAGUAUCUGCUGCGGGCCAUCUCACCAGAGUCGCCUCUGACCAAGCCGGGAGUGGACGAAGAUAACCUGCCAACGCCGCCGGGAACACCGAGCGUCGACGGCCACAGGUCUCAUCUUAUCGGAAUGAGUGGCCUUCCAAAGAUCGCACCUGGCCAGGAAGUCUUGCUCCACAACGUCCCAAUCAAGUUGUUCCAUGAUGUGCCCGAGGUUGGCUCGGCGUUAACAUCUUGGCUUGGCCGUCUCUUAGGCGAGGGCAUCAUUACCCUGCCUGACGUUCUGGAUGUAGAAAAGGGAUUCGAAAACAUCAAUUCGGGAUUAGACCGGAUGCGAAGGGGAGAGAUAAGCGGUGGAAAAUUGGUUGUAAAGGUAUAG